AUGGCGGACGAACAUACAGGCUACUGGAUGUGUGAAUGCCGUGUCUCCCACAACUUCUUCGUGCGGACUUUGGGCAAGCAUUUCAGAUACAAUGGCGACGAUGUGGCAUUCCUGGAAGAGUUCGGCGAUGAGCUUCGGGAAUUGGGUGCUGAGGUACAGACGACCUUGGAAGAACUCAGACGUCAGAGAGAGGAGCGCCUCCGUGCGCCCGAGAAGUCCCUGGAGCGAGCUCAGCGCAUCGCCCAGGAGUAUCACCCGCUGCACCCUGGAGUGUACCGGCUGAAGCCCGAGAGUUUCUUGGAGGAAGCUUUCCGGGAAAUGGUGACCGAGCUGCAGAAACCGGGUGGCGGAGCUGCCGCCCGUCUGAAGUCCCGCAAGCUCGUGCAAGAGCUGCGCCCUGGACUUUUCACUUUCCCGGUCUUCACGGAAGCUUUUUGCGACCAGCUGGAGGCCGAGCUUGGCCAUUUUCAGGCCUCGGGGCUGCCGCGCUCGGCUCCAAACACGAUGAACCGCUAUGGCAUCAUCAUGUCAGAGUUGGGUUUCGGCCCGGAGCUUCUCGACCCCUUCAUCUUCCGGUACCUCGACAUCAUUGCGCAGAAGCUAUUGCCGGCUUUUUGCGAGACGUUGGAUUCCUACCGUGCCUUCACUGUCUUGUACGAUGCUGAGAAAGACGGCGACCGUGAGUUGGCAAUGCACUACGACAAUGCCGAGAUCACUCUGAACGUGAACAUUGGCGGGACUUGGGAAGGCGGCCAGGUGGCAUUCUAUGGCUUGGCCACCCGAGAGGAGACCGAAGCCAUCGAGGUGGCUCUCCAUCGCGGGCAUGGCGUCCUCCACGCUGGCCUGGAGCUGCAUAAGGCGCAGCCGAUCACCCAGGGGCGUCGGCACAACUUGAUCAUGUGGUGCAGGUGCCCUGGAGGGGGCGAGGGGGGGAGGGUGUUUUCAGUGAGCUCUUAG
Messenger RNA from Symbiodinium sp. CCMP2456, 957 nucleotides. The record is from the annotation of a GenBank genome assembly. NCBI's taxonomy places the organism in Eukaryota, Dinophyceae, Suessiales, Symbiodiniaceae.